CGCGUUGUUUUUUAAUGAUUCGAUUACUCAUUCUGGCGACUGUUGCAAAUAUUGUAAGAAUUCAUACUCCGGCUGCAGCAAUGUCGUUGGAAGCUGUGGAUUUUGAAGUUUUCGGAACUGUACAAGGCGUAUUCUUUCGAAAGUACACAAAGGAGCAAGCUGACAAGCUCGGUGUGCGAGGGUGGUGCAAGAACACUAGACAAGGAACCGUAGUCGGACACAUGCAGGGGCCUCCGCAAAAGGUGCACCAAAUGGUGAUCUGGCUCAGAUCAACGGGCAGUCCAAACAGUAUUAUCGAUAGAGUGAUCUACAGGAAUGGAAGUGAAAUCGCCGAGUACACUUUCGAAGGUUUCGAAAUUAGGAAAUCUUGAUAUCCAGGAAUCUCGAGAAAAUAUUGUUCCUGUGAGAGAAAUCGGAAUCUUGAAAAUCCUAUGUGGUAUUAAACAGUAUGUUACGACAAUAUAAUUAUUGCUAUAGUUUUGAUAUGUUAUUAAGUAAGUGUUUAUUUAUCUCAAAGUUUUAGAAAUACGUAUCCUACCUGCUAUAAUUCUAGCAAUAAGUCCUUUUAUAAUAUCUGAAACCUUGUUGAUAAUUGUAAAUGGUUCGAGAUUUAUUAUAAUCAUUUCACGUCUAAUUUAUACCAAUAAAGGAUUUACAAAUCCGGAAUAUUUGCAUAUUUAUGUUAUUUAUUAUUUUAAAAAUAUACGGUGAACAUGA
This is a messenger RNA of Hyposmocoma kahamanoa, 717 nucleotides long. Its product is annotated as acylphosphatase-2-like. The transcript has 3 exons. The coding region runs from base 15 to 371 and encodes 118 amino acids. Gene Ontology annotation, molecular function: acylphosphatase activity. The record is from RefSeq and is a predicted model, not a curated record. Lineage: Eukaryota; Metazoa; Arthropoda; Insecta; Lepidoptera; Cosmopterigidae.